Acanthopagrus latus (yellowfin seabream) is the source of this 6647-nucleotide messenger RNA. RefSeq names its product vitamin D3 receptor B. Lineage: Eukaryota; Metazoa; Chordata; Actinopteri; Spariformes; Sparidae. Gene Ontology annotation, cellular component: nucleus. The coding region runs from base 974 to 2254 and encodes 426 amino acids. Gene Ontology annotation, biological process: cell differentiation; positive regulation of transcription by RNA polymerase II; negative regulation of transcription by RNA polymerase II. The record is from RefSeq and is a predicted model, not a curated record. The transcript has 11 exons. Gene Ontology annotation, molecular function: zinc ion binding; nuclear receptor activity; vitamin D response element binding.
UUUGAGGGGGCGGCUCCCAGCCAUACGGGCACCGGAACCAACCAAAGGGAGCCGGACUGUGCGGAAACGCCACCAAUCACAGCGCAGGAGACACGCCAAGCCCACCUGUGAUUGGUUACCGGAGGGGCUGGGGGGGAAAUCCCUCUUUUCCCGUAGAGUUCCUGGAGAGGGGGCGGUGCAUAACAAAAAGUAAUGGCCAUCUAUUUGGGUCCUGAAGAAGGAGGGGUAUUUCUCGUCGGACAACCGUAUGUGUGAUUGAGUUUUAUUCAUGUUUGCGCGUACGUUCUCCCCGUCAGUGAUACCCAGUCGCGGCUCGGCCGUUUGUCCGUUGACUGUUGGUCGGCGGCGACCGUAAAACGGUUAAUACGCUGACAGAACUUGGUGCCGCGUUUUAGGGUUAAGGCUUCCAGCUAGCCACGCUAACACGUUAGCUACUACCAGCGCCGCUGUGUGUGUGCAUGUGUGUGUGUGUGUGUGUGUGUGAGAGAGAGAGAGAGAGAGAGAGUGUGUGUGUGUGAGCCAACGUCUGGAAGGGCGGACGAGUUUGACGUUUUCUCCCCCAAGUCUCCUCACAUUUCUGAGUUUAGAGCAACGCGGUCCACUCUGCUGAGAGCUACAAACCCACCCAGUCAACAUGGAGGGGAUACACUUUGCGCGAACAUGAAGACGACGAGAGACGUCGACUAAAGAGGAUUAAAAGCAACUCGGUCUUGAUGGGGAAAAAGUUGAGCUGAGGAUCAACAACUCGGGAUAAACUGAAGAGCGGUUUCAAGACUUACCUAUUGGUUCAAGGGCAUGCUAACAUCUCAGCGUCUCCUCCACUCAGCUCCUCCCUGGCCUGCUUCUCUCGGGCAUCCAUGUCUCCCUCCUACACUGCUGUCACUGCUCUGUCCUGUGGGCUGCUACUUCCUCUCUCUGACAGCAAACGGCCCUUCAGGUGGCAAUAGAUGAGAAUUCGCCUAUGUAGUGAGUGAUGGAGUCCACGGUUGUGAGUACGUCCACUCAGGCUUCUGAUGAGUUCGACAGGAACAUGCCGCGGAUCUGCGGUGUCUGCGGCGAUAAAGCCACCGGCUUCCACUUCAACGCCAUGACCUGUGAGGGCUGCAAGGGUUUUUUCAGACGCAGCAUGAAGCGCAAGGCCAGCUUCACGUGUCCUUUCAACGGCAGUUGCACCAUCACCAAGGACAACAGGCGCCACUGCCAGGCAUGCCGGCUCAAGCGCUGCGUGGACAUCGGCAUGAUGAAAGAGUUCAUUCUGACAGAUGAGGAAGUGCAGAGGAAGAAGGACCUGAUUCAACGGAGGAAGGACGAGGAGGCGCAGCGCGAAGCAGAGAGGGAGGCGCGGCGGCCCCGGCUCACUGACGAACAGAGCCAGGUCAUCGCCACGCUGGUGGAGGCGCACCACAAAACAUAUGACGACUCCUACUCUGACUUCUGCCGCUUCAGGCCUCCUGUGCGUGAGGGCCCAGUGACACGUAGCGCCAGCAGAGCGGCUUCGCUCCACUCUCUGUCUGACGCCUCCUCUGACUCUUUCAGUCACUCUCCAGAGUCAGUAGACACCAAAAUGAACUUCAACAACCUGCUGAUGAUGUACCAAGAGCAAGGCAGCAGUCCUGACUCCAGCGAGGAGGAGGGCUCCAGCUUCUCCAUGCUGCCCCACCUGGCUGACCUGGUCUCCUAUAGCAUCCAGAAGGUCAUUGGAUUUGCCAAGAUGAUCCCUGGGUUUAGGGAGCUGACUGCAGAGGACCAGAUUGCUCUGCUCAAGUCCAGCGCCAUAGAGGUGAUCAUGCUGCGCUCUAAUCAAAGCUUCAACCUGGAAGACAUGUCCUGGAGCUGUGGUGGGCCGGACUUCAAAUACCAGAUCAGUGACGUCACCAAAGCUGGCCACACUCUGGAGUUGCUGGAGCCGCUGGUGAAGUUCCAGGUGGGCCUGAAGAAGCUCGACCUGCGAGAGGAGGAACACGUGCUGCUGAUGGCUAUCUGCCUGCUUUCUCCAGACCGCCCAGGUGUGCAGGAUCAUGCACGGAUCGAAGCCCUCCAAGACAGACUGUCAGAGACCCUGCAGGCCUACAUCCAGCUCCACCACCCAGGAGGAGGAAGGCUGCUCUACGCCAAGAUGAUCCAGAAGCUGGCCGACCUGCGCAGCCUCAACGAGGAGCACUCCAAACAGUACCGCUCGCUCUCCUUCCAGCCGGAGCACAGCAUGCAGCUCACCCCGCUGGUGUUGGAGGUGUUCGGCAGCGAAGUCUCCUAGAGGCUGCGGCGGAGAGGAAGCUGGAGAAAAGAAAAAUGGAGGGAGAGAGAGCUGAGUACUAAGCAGAUGGGAGAGAGAAAGUGGUGUGUGUGUGUGUGUGUGUUUGUGUGUGUGUGUACGAGUGUGUGGUUGCAUGUGUGUCUCGUCUGAAAGAGUCUAUCUCGGCAUAAAGGUUGUAUGGAGAGCAAGCAGAUGCUCAGAAACAGAAAACAAGGAAAGUUAAUCUAAUACAAAUUAUACUACAUACAACUUCUGCCUAUAUACAGUGUUUUGUCUGUAUUUAAAUCAACCAACAGCUGCUUCAAAUGCCUGGACAUUUUGUGUGUGCACGUCAUGUGCACACACCCACACAACAAACAUACUCAGUUAUCCAUUUAGCCAUUCAGUUGAGCUACCUCUUGGUUUUACUGGGGUUGUUUUAUAUUUACAUCACCUAUGUGAAACGGUCACUUUUACACAGAACAAUUUAGAUACAGUACGGAUGACAUUUCAGUUUAUCGGUGCAAAAGCAGUGCCUGCACAUUACUUUGAAUUUUUGUUUCAUGUUUCAGAUCUUCAGAAAUCUUUUAGUUUGUUUGUUUUUCAUCUGCUUCUCUCCAAGGCAGCGUAUGUAUAUGACUAUGUAUACAAAUCAAACACAUGCCUUUCGCCUUUCACCAAAGGUAUGGUUCAACUACUUUCUCAAAAAGCUUCCAGUACCUAAAAAUAACCGUGCUGCUCCGUGGCUUGUGUCACGCAUGCAGCCACUCGACAUGCUAGCAAGCUGUCUGACUAGCCUCACAGCCUAUGAAGGAAAAUGUCUUUGUUUAGGUUUACUGCAAAGUACAGAACAUAGUCUUUUAUUUUUAGUGAGGUUUUGAUAGGACUUUGGGGUGCCUGGUUUUGAGGUGAGAAUUAGCCACUAAAUGUGUUAGCUACUUUUACACUGCUAACUGUCAAUCACACCAAGCCUGCAUUAAGGCUUGAUACUCUCUUUUGAAAUGGUUUUUCAUUAAUCUUGUCUUGUGUUUAAUCAUUUAUUUCCCUGUAAAUAGUUAAUUGCUACCACAUGUAUCCUAAGCACUGUUAUGCCACCUUUUACUCAAGCCUAUGUAUUGAUAUACAGUAUCUAUAUUAUCACAGAUUUUAAAGGGCUAACAUGCCAAAUCUAACUGGAAUAGUAAAUCGCGGCCAAAGCAAAGGGGCCUGUCUUGUUAAUAUAUAGCUGCAUACCAUACUUGGAAUUGGCAUAGAUAUGGAUGUAAUUUCAGUAGAUGCUUUUUUGUUUUAUACGUCGGUUCACCUUUAAAGACAAUUCCAUGAAUUGUUCCUCCUCAGUAUGCCAUGAGCUCGGUGGGCGGAGAGCUUGUGAAGCUGCUUCAGACCUCCACAGAUGUCACACCCCUUUCAUUUCUGACAGGGAAGUGGAUUUUCUAGAAUGUCUGAGGGCCUGGUGGGGGUGGUGGUUGUGGUGGUGUCAGCGAUGUGCACCUCUACACCCAGGCCCUCCUGUUUGAUGAUGUAUGCUGCGCAGCCCUCUAGUGGCUGCAUUGUGUAAAUACCAGUUCUAUACAGUAUAUAUAAUAUGUCCACAGCUGUACAUAGGGCUACAUAGAUAUUUCUCAAGGCAAAUGUUUUUCAGAAAUAUAUAUGCAAAUACAAUUAUGACCCUUCUUUUUUUGUUUUUGAGAAAUUAUCACUACGUUCGGAGACACUAUGCUCUUUGUUUUGAUUUUGAUCAUGGAUUUUUAUUGUAAGAAUGAGUUAGGAUUGGCUUAAACAGGGAUUGCUUGUGUAUUUGAUUUGUCAAAUUAGUAUUUGUUUAACGGUGGGUUGAUGUAUUCACCUAAUUUCAGAAAAGAGGACAAGCUAAACAUACCGUGCUGCUCUCUAAUAUAAGCCAUAUAGAUCACCAAGCUAGUUAUACAACUGAUACAUAACAGUACAUCGAAGAUGAUGACUCCAGAGCCGUGGAUACUCUCAUUAUAUAAUCUCUUACACUCGUAUGCUAUUUAUCCAUGGCUCUUGGAAGACAAGCUUGUAUAUGAUAGGAACUCAUAUGCCUUCUCUCUGCUGUCAUCUUUGGCUUAUGCUUCAUCAGACAGCAUCUAAUGGCUCAUAAACCAAACAAGCAAGAGAAUUAAAGCGCUUAGGUUUAGAGUCCAGUAAUGUAUGUCUUGCUGCAUGUGGGAUUAUGGUAAGAAAUUAAAGGAGAUGACAUGUCUUUAUACCAAGACAGUUCCGCAAAAAAGUCCUGUCAAGUUCGGAUGAUUUCAUUAGAUGCAACUUGGCGUAAAGGAAAUUCAGAUUAUUUCUUCAGUAAAUUAAAACUGUCCCUGUGAUCAGCCAUACAGGCCUCCCAUAUCAGACCAAGAGCAUCCUUUAUCUCUGCAGACCAGGUUUACUCUGUGAUUUAAGAGGAAGAUGGUGAGAGAGAGAGAGAAAGAGAGCAUUUGUUUGUUGUUGAGCUGAACAUCUUCUCACAGAUGUUUUUGGGAGAAGUUGUGAUGGUUGUUGCUUUAAUCUGUUCAGCCCACGUGGGUGUUUUUUUUUGUUUUGUUUUUUGUUUUUUCUUAAAACCUACCAUAGGAGUCAAUUCUCCGCCACUGUGGCUUUAUUCCAACUCGUCUUCAGUCACUGUGACACAAGCCGACAGUCGGGGAUGGACGUGUAGAGGAUCUGCUUAGUACAGAUAGUUAUAUAGUUUGUGAAUGUUUCCAUAUUCACGUAAAUCAUAAUACGUUUCAUGAAAGUGUAUAUAAGUAUAUAUAAGUAUAUAAUUCCAUGUGUCCCACACAAAUCUCCCUGCUGUGAUUGAACUUCAAGGAGUUGAGGCUCGAGUGUUUUUAGACAGUACCACUCAUAUGUAUAGUUUGAUGAGGGGUAUGAUGUGCUUGGUUACUGAACACUGACUUUUGAAGUUUUUGAAAAGUCUCCAUGUUGAUUUUUCUCUGAAUGCAUACUUCUGUAUGUAGAUAUGGGUUUGAUUUUGUUCUGUUUUGUUUUAUUGAGAUAGAGAUGCAGUGUUGAUUUGUGUAUGUUUAAUACAGUGGGAGGAUCAGUGAACAAGUAAGUGCCACGGGGAGAGUUCCCUCCACACAAGAACAGGGUAAAAGAGGAGAUGCUCUUGGGGAUUUAGAACUAAACGGGAAGAGUCUCAAGGAUGUUUUCAUAUCACCGCUAAAUGAACAAAUAGAUUUUUGUCAGUACCGCAUAGCAUUUGGGGAAUUUUUAUCAUAAGAGGGGAACCCCCAGUUCCCUUUUUAUGUUGUUUGGGACCUUCUUCCCAUUGAGUUCCCCACCCAACAUACUGUACAUAACAUGCAAAUACUGUUAAAUAUAAACAUACGGUGCAUCCCCAGAGUUUCCUGUUUGGUUUUCACCAUGGUAAGCUGCUCAGAAUCCGUAAGUUUUUAACCCUGCAUUGUGGUUGUUAAAAUACUGGAACUUGAAAACCAUACAAAAGUGGAAAUCUGGAUUCGUCUUUGUUGAGAUUUCCUCAAGAUCGGCAACAUAACACAGUAACAAUGCCUGCAAUACACAACUUAUGGUACACUAUCACCAGCAAGCUUUACAGGAUAUCAUGUUGGUAGACAUUUUUGAAGUUUUUUGUAUAACUGUUGCCAUUACAAAUCCUGUCUGUAAAAACAACAUGUAUGCUAUCAUUCAUAGAGAUCAGUAGGUCAUCUCCCAUACAAAGGCUUCCAAGUCUUCUAUUUCUUUUUGUUCCUUUUCCCUUUUCUUCUCUUUCUUUUUGUUCAUUAGGACAGGGAUUGUAAUGGAAUCAACUUAAUGUAGUUCUUACAAAAAGGAGUGUCCACAAUGGAUGUACACCAUAAUCUACCUAAAAAACCUACCUCUUUUAGCUCAGAUUUUUUGCUUUAGCAUUAAGCAUUUGCCUCUGUUUUUACUUUUGUAAUAUUUGUAUUCAUGUUGGUAUUUAUUGCUGUCUAAUGAGUCAUACUUCAAUGAUUACCUCAGAGAUAUCUCACAGAUUUUGGGAGAGUCCAGCUAAUGAAGUCAUUCAUAGUUUUUUUUUUUUUCUUUUUUUUUUUUGUACAGUUUAUUUUUCUCUCUUCUCAGACUUAGCAUUGCCUCUUUUUUUUUUUUUCUUUUUUUUAACGCACAAAAUACCGGGAGUGUUUUUUUUUAAUAUAGUGCCUGCACUCUGACCAACAGGGCUCAGACUGGCUAGGGUAAAGCUGCAUUUACUCCAAAAAAAGACUUUCUCUGCUAUGAAAGACGAUUUGGGCCACAUUUUAACAAAUUAGUUGACUUCUGAGUUUAAAGUCAGAAUUCUGACUUUAAUCCCAUGAUGCAGACUUUAAAAGUCCAAUUUGUAAGAUAGUUGACUACAUCAAAUACUGACCCUGGUGACCUGUCUGGACUGCCAGCCCAAAGUGUCAUUGUCAGA